GGAGAGAAGGUGGGUGGGGGGGGUCAAUGUGUUCCCUUCCCUGAAGUUCUGGAAAAGGUUCCAAAGAAACAAGUGACAGCAAGGGCAAGAGACCAAAACUGACUUUCUCUCGUAGGUAAAACUCGAGAGAAGGGACCCUGAUAUAACUGGCAGAAAGUCUCCAGAUUGAGAGGAAGCCACCAGGAGACCCCCAAACACCAGUAUCUCCUCAGAUAAAAGAAAAAGUCCAAGUUGAUCUUGCUCAGGACUAACAUGGACCAAGAUGCCCCAGCCAAGCCCAAAGAAGGAAAGGUCCCCAGCCUAAGAACAAGGUGGAAAAUACUUCUUCUCAUUCUCUGCCUGCUCCACGGUUCAUCCAUGACUCGUCCACAGAGAAGGUCCCAUUCCAGAUGGCUGCCCGCUGGCUCUCCCCAGUUCAGGACCCAUCCCUACCCUGUGGAAGCGCACACAGCUCCUAUACCCCUUUGCUGCUGGAAGAACUCUCUUUCAGGUACAAAUGCAUUGAGAGGCCCGCGGCUGGUGACAGGGAACACUGGAGGAGCUGUCACCAUCCUUUGCCAUUAUGCCCCCUCCUCAGUCAACAGGCAUCAAAGAAAAUACUGGUGCCGCCUGGGGCCUCCAUUGUGGAUUUGCUAUACCAUCGUGUCCACCACCCGAUACACUCACCCUGACUACCGUGGGCGUGUGGCUCUCACUGACCUUCCACAGAGUGGUUUGUUCAUGGUGAGGCUACUCCAAGUGUCCCUGGAUGACAUGGGACUUUACCGCUGCGGCAUAGGAGACCGAAACGACAUGCUGUUCUUCAGCAUGAAUCUGACCGUCUCUGCAGGUCCUUCCAACACUACCUAUGCAGCAGCUCCAGCUUCUAGUGAGCCGGUCACAGCAUCCUCUGGAACAGCAUCCUCAGUCAUCAACAGAUGGACCUCAGGACUCACCCAGAUCCUAGAAGGCCGAGGCUCAGAAUGGAACAAGACAAUUCCAACCACAGGUACAAACAAAACUACAUCUUCGGCCGAUGAAGAACAAACCUUAAGAACAGCCAGGACAACUGUUCCAGGGACAAGCAGCAAAGAGGAGGACCCUAUCAAGGCAGCAGUCCCCACUCCGGAGGGUCCAUCUCCAGAAUCAAGGGGCAUGUCCGGUACAACACAGGGUGCUUGGAUGUGGAGCACCAGGAACUCAGUAACAACUAGCACUACCACGAGUGAGGGUAGGAAGCAAAGCCCAACCCCAGAGACUGAUGGGCCACGACGUGAAACAGACAUCAGCACAUCUCCAGAUGUACCCAGGAAGACCACAGGAACCACAAGGCCGUUGCUCCCCAUCUCAGAGCACAUGACCCGGGAAGCUCUCCAAGAUGAAACAGCAGUGUCUAAGCAACAAAUGCUGUAUUCCCUGGAGGAGUCAUCGCCAGCUCCAAGUGCACAAACCUUGAAUGCCACGUGUAUGGAAGAGGCAUCUGAGGAAAGAAGGAGCAUUGAUGGGAGCCUAGAAAACACUACUGAAGAAAGUAGGCCCUCAACACCAAGCCAGCCUUCAGUAGCAGGCCCUCUGUGGGUUUCUGGCAAGGGACCAUCCAUAAAGAGUGCUUUGACAGCAGGAGAAGGCAACGCUCGGAUCCUGACUCCAGUCUCCUCUGUGCUGGCGCUGCUUCUAAUUGCUGCUCUGGUCCUACUGAAGAGGAGACUUAGAGAGAGGACCUCUCAGAAGACAGAAAGGGUGCCAAGAAUCACUCUAAUUCAGAUGACACCUUUCCUACCAGAGAAGAUCCCUGAUGAGGGAAAGAACUUGCAGCAGAGUGACCUUCUUCCUCCCAGAGCCAGCCUGACCGUCCUGGAGAAGGACCCAGGACCCUGAGGAUAGAAAGGAAGCUAACUGAGUUCAGCCUCCACCUGGAGACGCAGGAGCCUACCAGCUUGGGCCUCAGAAGGUCAGGCAUCCUCCGAAGCUAAAGAUGACAACACAAGGACUCGAAGGAGGCUUUGAGAAGGGGCUUGUGGUCUGGCUGCUCUUCAACUGCCUAGCCUGCUGCCCCUUACAAGCUUUUCUUUCAGAGAGGGGUGUGCUGGGGGUGGGAUACAAGGACUCUCCCUUAUCGGCAGUGUGGGUCACUGCUGCCUCUGGGUACCUUUCCUUCUCUCUGCCUGUUAGUACUAGGCCUGCCGCUCACAUUCAACCGUGUUCUCCUACCCCAGGCUUGCCUGAGCAAACACAACCAUAGCUCCUUAAGGACAUGAAUCAUAUUUUAUCUAUUUCAUUACACCUCCAGUGAGACUUCUGUAAAUUAAAUGCCCAUGACUAUUUAGACGGGGAUGGCAUGGGCUUAGUGGGCACUGAGGAUCCUCCUGGCAAGAACUCUGAACACCCGAGGGUCUCCAUUCAUUUUGUUUGGGAGUUCACGAGAUGCUUGUGUCAGUAGGUGGUUUCCGCAUGAGACCGGAGGAAAGAGCAUCACUCUUUGUAUCAUAUCUCCCUAUUUGACUCUGUCCUCAUUACGCUGUAGGUCCUUUGGCCAUGUCAAGAUUUUCUGGGAUUUCCCUAAAUGAUGGGAGAAGGGGGUACUUUUCAUUAUCAAUCUCCUCUUGUUCCACUGUUUAUGAAUCUUUGGUAUCAAAGGCUGUGGACAAGACUGAGGAUGGUUUGGGAAAGACAGAAGGACAAAUGAGAGGAAUUUUAUGUGGAUUCUGUCUUAUAACCAUAUCUAUUGGGGAGAUUUUGCCCACUGUUGACCACACCAUCUUUUCAGGAAUCGCAUAUAUAUUUUUGUUUUUGGCCAGUUAUGCGAGCACGUGCUCUGCAGUCUGUGUUUGGGCACUGUGAGCAUCGAGCAACGUAAGCUGUGAGGGAGAAAGAAAGUCCCAGCACCAACUUAAGAACUGUCACACUGACAUUCCCAGAAGGCUCUGCCUUGCCUUCUAAGCUGUCAGUGGCAUUAAAGUCCUUCAGAAAUACCUAUUCGUGCCUAUGACCCCAGAUACUGUACCAAGAAAGCCAAUGGAAAUAUCCUCUGCCCUGAUGGAAAACCUGCCAUAAAUUAAUAGGCAGACUGAAUGUAUCUAGCCAGGAAGAAACACAAACCCGUGGAAGCUUAAUCUAGAACAGUGGUUCUCAACCCAUGGGUCAUGACCCCUUUGGGUGGCGUGUCAAAUGACCCUUUCCCAAGGGUCAUGCAUCAGAUAUCCUGCAUAUCAGAUAUUUAUAUUAUGAUUUAUAACAGUAGCAAAAUUACAGUUAUGAAGGGGCAACAAAAAUAAUUUUAUGGUUGGGGGUCACCUCAACAUGAGGAACUGUAUUAAAGGGUCACAGCAUUAGGGAGGCUGAGAGCCACUGUGUUAGAGGGAAUCUGAGGCCUGGUGGAAGCAGUCACUUGUUGGAAGUCACUCAGGUAACAAAGCUAGUGAAAUGUGAAAGAGAGAGAGAGAGAGAGACAGAGAGACAGAGACAGAGAGUCAGAGACAGAGAGAGACAGAGACAGAAAGACAGGGAUAGAGAGACAGAGAGAGACAGAGAGCUUGACUUCGUGUCUUUCCACAUCACCACCGCAGUAUAAACAAAGCAAAGUUUGUCAAAAGUAUGUCACACCACAAACAUUGCUCUAGACUAUGCCCCGCCCACAAUCUCAGCUUGCCUGAGAAACCAAUGAGAGAGAUGGAACAGCCACUAUUGCCUCACUCCAUCAGUGAGCCAGCAGUUCUUGCCGGGUACAUAAUUCAGCCAAGACCACUUCAUUUACAGAUGCCUGGGAUGGGUCAAAAGUUCAGGCUGGUUGGUGUGCCUAACCAAUCAGUCUUCACUGGGAAUAUCCAUUGAACAUCGCGUCUAGGGAUGUUACGAGGUAGUGAGAGGAAAUUAAGUUGUAGCUCUAAGACCUUUGGGGAGUGCUAGAUUAAUCAACGGAUUCUCACACGCAGGGCUUUUCAGAGCAUUAGCUAUCCAAGGGGAAAUGCUGAGUAACUGAGAGGAGGGUCAUGAUGGACCCUGGACAAUUGUGCUUGGCAAAGCAAUCUCAUCAGUCUGGAUCUCCUUAGAUCAUCCAUUAGGGAAGCCAAUACAUUAAACCAAGGCACGGUCAACUUUUCCUCCAAGGGUCACAACAGCAAAUCUUAGAUUUGACAAUUCAGUCAAAGCAGCCACCUCAGACCCACCUCUGUAGCUAGAGAGGGUAUAUGGACCACUGGCUAGUCUACAUUCCAGAAAAACUUUCAUAGAAACAGGAAGCUGCAUUAGGCCUUCAACCAUAAUUUGCAAUGCCUGUAUUAAGCUAUAAGACUCCACAGACCACACACACACACACACACACACACACACACACACACACACACGUCCGGGAAGAUCAGACCUGUCUCCUCAGGUGCUUCCUGCUCCUCCCUCCUCUGAACUCUUCUAAUAUGUUUUUGUCCUGAACUGAGCAGCUGUGGUGCCCUGUCUUGCUGCCCACCUUAGUAGAAGAGGGGAGUAGGAGGGAAUGGGCCCCGGCAGUGAGACAGUGGAGCCAGGGUGGUUUUCAGGAGUGGAGGUGCUUUAAAGGAACCGCAGACCGACCAGGAGGAAUCGCAGUCUCUGGCCCUGGUGUUUGGAGGGAGGCAGGGAUAAACGAGAUCCGAGUAAAUGCCAGGAGAAGGAAGUAGGGCAAGUUCUGUUGACAGUUCUCCUUUAUGGCCCAAAGGAACUACACGUGAAUGGGACAGGCUAAGCUUAAAGGGCCAGAGACAAACUACACAGAGCAGACCAACUCCACCAGCACCGUGCUCCUGCCACUGCAGCAAGGGGCAGGGAACCCCCACUUACCAAGCUAGAAAGUCAGAGGCACUGCCGUGGGCCACUUCCCUCCCAGGGUUCAGGGAUGUCACUGAUUUUCACAAGAUGAAACAGUUGGGCACAGCUCUCCAACGCUCCUCUUUCUACUCACUAAUGUAGCUAACUUCUCCUCCACAUGUCUCUGCACAGCUCAUUCUAUCUGCAUUAGAUGCCAUAUUUCUAAAGAUAAUGGUGGCCCUUCCCAUCUUAGGGAUGAGGAAACUGAGAAAGGGAAAAUCUCAUACUGCCAAGGGAAAGAAAGACUGUGGCCUCCCUGCAGUCUCGAUCCUCAACCACGACUACUUUGUCUACCGUCUUGUUUGUAUUUGUUGAUAGUUGUAAUUGAGGACACAAUAAAGAAACCACUGAAAUGAC
Apodemus sylvaticus (European woodmouse) is the source of this 5172-nucleotide messenger RNA. It is a transcript of the gene Fcamr, whose product is annotated as Fc alpha and mu receptor. Gene Ontology annotation, cellular component: plasma membrane. The transcript is spliced from 9 exons. Gene Ontology annotation, molecular function: transmembrane signaling receptor activity. Lineage: Eukaryota; Metazoa; Chordata; Mammalia; Rodentia; Muridae. The record is from RefSeq and is a predicted model, not a curated record. Bases 253 to 1857 code for a protein of 534 amino acids.